Lipotes vexillifer (Yangtze River dolphin) is the source of this 360-nucleotide messenger RNA. RefSeq names its product SS nuclear autoantigen 1 (gene SSNA1). The transcript is spliced from 3 exons. Bases 1 to 360 code for a protein of 119 amino acids. Gene Ontology annotation, cellular component: centrosome; axon; ciliary basal body. NCBI's taxonomy places the organism in Eukaryota, Metazoa, Chordata, Mammalia, Artiodactyla, Lipotidae. The record is from RefSeq and is a predicted model, not a curated record. Gene Ontology annotation, biological process: axon extension.
AUGACCCAGCAGGGCGCGGCGCUGCAGAACUACAACAACGAGCUGGUCAAGUGCAUCGAGGAGCUGUGUCAGAAGCGGGAGGAGUUGUGCCGGCAGAUCCAGCAGGAAGAGGAGGAGAAACAGCGGCUGCAGAAUGAGGUGAGGCAGCUGACGGAGAAGCUGGCCCGAGUCAACGAGAAUCUGGCUCGCAAGAUAGCCUCUCGGAAUGAGUUCGAUCGGACCAUCGCGGAGACGGAGGCGGCCUACCUCAAGAUCCUGGAGAGCUCGCAGACUCUGCUUAGUGUCCUGAAGAGGGAAGCGGGGAACCUGACCAAGGCCGCAGCCCCCGAGCAGAGGAGCAGCGGAGGCAAGGACAGCUGA